Leptonychotes weddellii (Weddell seal) is the source of this 1010-nucleotide messenger RNA. NCBI's taxonomy places the organism in Eukaryota, Metazoa, Chordata, Mammalia, Carnivora, Phocidae. The record is from RefSeq and is a predicted model, not a curated record.
GCGCUGGGCGCCGAGUUCGACGGCCUGGGGCUGCCCACGCCCGAGCGCUCGCCGCUGGACGGCCUGGAGCCCGGCGAGGCCGCCUUCUUCCCGCCACCCGCGGUGCCCGAGGACUGCGCGCUGCGAGCCUUCCGCGCGCCCUACGCCCCCUCCGAGUUGCCCCGGGACCCCGGCGGCUGCUACGGUGCGCCCUUGGCCGAGGCGCUCAGGACCGCGCCCGCUGCCGCCGCGCCGCUCUCCGGCCUCUACUACGGCGCCCUGGGCGCGCCCGGACCGGGCCCGUACCCCGGCCCGCUGUCGCCGCCGCCCGAGGCCCCCCCGCCCGAGGGCGCCGAGACGCUGGGGCCCGCCGCCGACCUGUGGGCCGACGUGGACCUCACCGAGUUCGACCAGUACCUCAACUGCAGCCGGACUCGGCCCGACGCCGCGGGGCUCCCGUACCACGUGGCGCUGGCCAAGCUGGGCCCGCGCGCCAUGUCCUGCCCGGAGGAGAGCAGCCUGAUAGCCGCGCUGUCCGACGCCAGCAGCGCGGUCUACUACAGCGCGUGCAUCUCCGGCUAGGCGGCCCGCGGGGCCCGGGGCUCGCUCCCGCAGCUAGCGCGACGGGAUUGCUGCGCACUCCUGCUCUGUUUCUCUCCCGCCGGCAGGCGUAGGUCUCCCUGCAAGGGCGGUUCCCACGUGUGCUGGGGCUUUUCCAGGAAGCCCAGGCCUAGGACCUGUUGGCUGGCCCUGCCAGGGUUAAGUUUUUGAAGCGUCUAAUUCUUUUCUUGCAGUAUAUUUUCUAGAACCAGGCUGUAUUUUUUACUUUGCCUUUUUUAUAUACGUAAUACAACAUAUUUAAUUUUUAAACUUUUUCUUCCAAGGGGUUUCAGUGACCAAAAGCACCAAUGUAGCAAGGCUUUUUAAAUAUGAAGAAUACCACUGUUUGUUUGCUUUAAAGGAGAAGCAGGAGCUGGGUCGCCCCUGGGCCAGGCGAGGCCACAAUAAAGUGACUCGCUCCUUCCUCUGAA